Messenger RNA from Pecten maximus, 2335 nucleotides. Its product is annotated as M-phase inducer phosphatase-like. Gene Ontology annotation, cellular component: cytoplasm; nucleus. Lineage: Eukaryota; Metazoa; Mollusca; Bivalvia; Pectinida; Pectinidae. Gene Ontology annotation, molecular function: protein tyrosine phosphatase activity. The coding region runs from base 971 to 1954 and encodes 327 amino acids. The transcript is spliced from 9 exons. Gene Ontology annotation, biological process: positive regulation of G2/M transition of mitotic cell cycle; positive regulation of G2/MI transition of meiotic cell cycle; G2/M transition of mitotic cell cycle. The record is from RefSeq and is a predicted model, not a curated record.
UUAUGUGUGAAAUUGACCACUAAUCACAUCCAGGUAUAAUUAACACUGAAUACCCAGUCACCGCACAUCGCAGGUAGCGUGUGGCUUUAAUGAAAUAAUUUAAUCAAUUUAAUUACCAAUUACUCACUAUUAAACACUACUCUAAUAUGAACACUUUCAAAACUGUUUAUACUAAAUAAAAUGGUAUCGUCUCAUCAACAUGUUCUACUAAAUAACUUUAGAUAUGACAAAGGCUUACGGAUUUCAUCAUACAUACUGUCUGUGUUAAAACUGGAAAAACUUGUUAAGUCAAUAUUUUUUGUCGUUUAUAACUAUAUUGUAAUUAAUGUUUUGAUGAAUUGUAAUUUUACAACAAUAGUCGUAGACAUGCACCGUUCAUCUUCCUUAAUGAAAAUAUAAAUAACGUGCUCAACUUCGAAUUAGUCGCAAAUAUAGGUGUAUUCCAAUGAGAUACAUGUAUAUUGAAAUAGCUAUAUCUAAAACACCUCGUAUUUUAUCAACAAUAUGAUCAUUUUACAAUACAGAUUUAGUUAUAAGUUUUGUCCCGAUAUUAAUGCACACUUUGAUAAAGACAACACCACCUGGCAGCGAUCAGUGUUUAUCUUUUGAAGUCGGAGUUUUGUGUUUAUAAAAGUAUCGAUGACGUGAUGUUGUAACAACAAACCUAGUAUUGAAGGUCAAGGACAUCACGUGAUAGGGCGUAAACGACAGGUGGAGUAGAGCGCCUCGUCCCGGGCCCCGGGACUGCUUGGAUAAGUCCACGCGAGUUGAGCAGACACAUUGAGCAUGACCAUGAAGAUAGAUGUCGAUUUCUCCCUGACGUAUAAGGUAUAAAUACACGUGAUUUCCCUGUAGUCUUCAUCAAAGCUGUCCUCUACAUCAUCACUACCCACAUCUACUAACCUUGAACGAAAUCUAGAUUCUUCUACAGUCUUCAACUUCACUGAACCUAUCAACUGUUUAAAUCCUCAUGGCAUCAACUUUGACCUUGACCCCGACCCCGUGUCGUAGUCUUGACUACGACGACGAGGUCAAAUCCCCAAUGACCCCGGAAGUGAAGAAGGACCUCCGUCAGUUGUUCGAUGAUGAAGAUUCCGGACUUGGAAUGGACGAUAUUGUGAGCCCAUCAACAGAUUACAAGGUGUCCACACGUUUGGAUUUCAGCAACGUGUUCGCCUCCCCGGUACGGCAUAUUGAUGGUAACUAUACCGGGUUAAAGCGUUCCCUCUUCUCAGGCAAGCGUCACCGUGAUGAGGAUGAUUGCGUUACUCCCUCGUCUAAGAUACAGCGGAGGAGCGGUGGAAUGAAGAGGACGAUGUCUUAUGGGGACAGUCCGAUGUUGAUACCACGUGACAUGAAGGCUGCUGUAGACCGUUUGGUGGAGGAGGAUUUGAUAGGGGACGGGACCGACACGUUUUGUCUGCCGACCAUCAGGGGCAAACACCAGGACCUCAAGUCCAUCUCAGCUGAUACGAUGGCCGAUAUACUGACCGGAAGUUAUGAUGACGUCAUCGAUACUUACAGAAUCAUCGACUGUCGAUACCCGUACGAGUACGAUGGGGGUCACAUCAAGGACGCAGAGAAUAGGUAUACACGUGACCAGGUCCAACAGCUGCUUCACGACACGCAGACAUGUGACGUCACCGGAAAGAGAAACAUUCUCAUCUUCCACUGUGAAUUCUCAUCUGAGAGGGGACCCAAGAUGAUGCGUUUCCUGAGGGCCCAAGACCGUACUCAGAACGAGGCUAACUAUCCGUCCCUGACCUUCCCCGAGGUGUACCUCCUUGAUGGCGGUUACAAGGCGUUCUAUCACACAGACAAGACUCUGUGUCAACCGAUGGAAUACACGCCGAUGCUACAUCCUGGUCACUGCGAUGAUUUACGUCACUUCCGGUCAAGAUCCAAGUCCUGGGCUGCAGGAGACAAGAAAAGAAAGAUAUCGCGACGUCCCUGAACUACACAACUACAAAAAGGAGGGACGCAUGUCAGAGCUUCAUGUCAGAGCUUCAUGUCAGAGCCAGAAACAAGUUUCUGUUGUUCGCAUUUCGUUCGGAAAUGGUUGUUGAUGUUUAAGAUUCCGAAGGGAGGAUUGUGUUUACUUGAAGGACAAAUCAACACCUACAAUGUACAAACUGACCAUCCCCGUCGUUUUCAUCGUGAAGUGCUAUGUUUCCUUUCCUUGUUAUGAGACAUGAUCGACAGUUUAAAACGAGGACCUGUAAAUGUACAUGGUGUCGACUGUAUUUUAUCUUUGUCUAGUGCUAUAUUGACUGAAGUGCUUUUACUUUUUGUAUACAUGUUUAUUUCAGUUUUGUACGAAAUAAAGUUUACAUUA